Cuscuta campestris is the source of this 1297-nucleotide messenger RNA. The record is from the annotation of a GenBank genome assembly. Lineage: Eukaryota; Viridiplantae; Streptophyta; Magnoliopsida; Solanales; Convolvulaceae.
ACCAGAUCGGAGUUCUAUAAACACCUUCCAAACUCUCUCUCUCUCUCCUUCCAUGGGAGAGAAGAAACCAAAGCUUUCCAUCGUCACUAUCUCGCAGCUUUAAUUGUCUCUCUAGAAAAUGUUACUGAGAAGCUCGUCUUCUCCGUUAUUGAAUUCCGUCGUGCCCAUUUACAGUGGGUCUUCGUCGCCGGACUCCGACGGGUAUGCCGUCCCGGCGACGAAGCUUCCCCGGACGCGAUCUGUCGUUUGCGCGACGCUCUGCGGCGUGUCUGAGGAUGGGCCGAUGGGGAAGGGGCUGAAGAGAUCCGGGUGCGGAUCGGAAUCGGGGAGCCCGAUGUUUCCUGGGAGGAACAGGGGUGGCGUCAUUAGGCUGCCGGCGACGGAGAGGCUGCCGGAGGAUUUCGUGUUCACGGAGGUGGGGAGGCUGCUGUCGAAUUCCGGCCUCGGGGAGGCCGAGGAGGCCGUGGAAGGCUGCUCCGCCCUGGCGGAGGACAGGGUGCCGCAGACGCUGGUGGUCGGCGGCGGAGACGGCGCCGGCGGGGGGAAAAUCUGCGGCGGCGGAGGCGGCAGAGGAAGAGGCUCCGACGACGGGUUCGGAUCCGGAUCUCACGACCACGACUCCAACCGCUGGAACCGGCACCACAACACCGACGCCUAUUACCAGAAGAUGAUCGAAGCCAACCCCGGCAACUCUCUCUUGCUCGCAAAUUACGCCAAAUUCUUGAAAGAGGUGAAAGGAGAUUGGAGAAGAGCGGAGGAGUACUGCGGGAGGGCAAUUCUGGCAAACCCUAACGACGGCAGUGUUCUAUCGCUCUAUGCUGAUUUGAUCUGGCAAACCCAUAGAGAUUCAGCUCGUGCCCAAUCAUACUUUGAUCAAGCUGUCAAAUCUGAUCCUGAUGACUGCUAUGUUCUAGCUUCGUAUGCUCGAUUUCUAUGGGAUGCAGAGGAUGAUGAGGAGGAGGAAGAAGAAGGCGAGGGAAAAAUGGGGUAUGGGAUUCGGAGGGGCAAUGCCGCCCCGGCAGCGCCAGAGUGGUUCCAUGGAGCAUCUCAAUUGACAGCCUCUUCUUCUUGAACUAAUCUCAUGAGCUCUACCCAUUAAUCUAAUCUCAUCAACUCAAAUCAUGUAAAUUGGAAGAAUUAUAAAAAAAAAGAUAUUUAUGUAUGAAAUAAUAAUGGGAAAAUUAGCCUACGUAAGAGAUGGAGAACAUGGCUAAUGGUGUAUAGAGUAUUUCAUAUUUUUGUAGACAUGUCAUCGGUAAAUACUUCAUCUGUUCUAAAAUAAAGUUUUUAUUUCGGU